ACAAGAGUGGUAACAAUUCAAUACUUAUAGGAAGUGAUAAUAACGGUAUUCAUUACUUUAGUGGCUGUUUCAAAAUGAAACUGUUUUUCCAUUUCAUUUCGAUGUUGUUUUGCCUUGUGUAUGGCCAAACAAUUUCUGAUGUUAAUACAUUGUACAAAGAUUUGAUGACAAAUUAUUCAAAAGGAGUGAUACCUACCCCAUCUACAGAGACACUAAACAUAAGUAUUGGGGUUUUCAUUGUAUCAAUCAAUUACUUUCGAGAAGUUGAAGAAAGUAUUUCUGUCACGUGCUCAUUUACAGUCGAUUGGACGGACACUAGACUUGCGUGGAAUCCGUCAACAUAUAAUAAUGUAAAUGUGUUACUUAUUGAUAUGGAAAACAUAUGGAUACCUAAUAUAGUACUACUUAAUCGAGUUGACAAAAUUGAACCGAUAGGAGAUGGAGUAAAAUUCUCUGGAGCUGUAAAUAGCACUGGUAAUGUACAUUACGCUCCUGGACUAGUCGCUGAUGUAAAAUGUGUCACAGAUAUAUCUAAAUUUCCGUUUGACAGACAAACCUGUACUCUUCACAUAGUUCCUUGGGGAACAAAUCUGCCGUACGCUAUGUUCAAGAAUUUCUUCAAUAAUACUUGUAAUUUAGAUUACUACUCUGUGAACUCAGAUUGGACAUUAGAAGAGUGCAGUCUACGAAUAGAUAAUUCAAAAGCAUAUACGGAAUUAAUUGUCACAUUGAAAAUCAAACGUUCUUCAUUGUAUUUUGCAAUAAUGGUAGUCUUUCCAACGUUGCUGCUAGGUUUUUUGAACCCACUAGUGUUUAUUCUUCCAGUUGAAACGGGUGACCGUAUAGGCCUAUCCGUAACACUGCUUCUGUCAUAUGCAGUUUUUCUCACACUCGCUUCAGCAUCCGUACCGGCAACAUCUAAUCCAAUGUGUACUUUACUUAUUAUAAUGGUUGCAAUUAUAGCCAUCAGUGGUGUUAUUGUUUAUGGUACAACUAUUACUAUAAAAUACCAUUAUACAGAGAGUAUGGACGCUAUUUGGUCUCCCUUCAUUAAACUAGCCAGAUGGAGAGUAAGAAGAAAGUUAACCUUAAUAGAACCAUUUGAUCCUAAAAAGGAAUUAUCAGUUACAAAGAAAGAUGUCAUUGAUCUGUUGGAUUUUCUGUUUUUUCUAUGGAUCCUAUAUAAUUCUGUUUGCAGUUGGAAUUGGAUACUUUACACACGUUUUGAUUUAAUGUGUUGUUUUUUUUUUUGA
Molecule: messenger RNA, 1253 nt
Organism: Mytilus trossulus (common blue mussel)
Lineage: Eukaryota; Metazoa; Mollusca; Bivalvia; Mytilida; Mytilidae
Product: acetylcholine receptor subunit beta-type acr-2-like
Exons: 2
Coding region: 75-1253 (392 amino acids)
Biological process (GO): signal transduction; nervous system process; monoatomic ion transmembrane transport
Cellular component (GO): neuron projection; synapse; plasma membrane
Molecular function (GO): excitatory extracellular ligand-gated monoatomic ion channel activity; transmitter-gated monoatomic ion channel activity involved in regulation of postsynaptic membrane potential; transmembrane signaling receptor activity
Source: RefSeq, a predicted model, not a curated record